This is a messenger RNA of Anisakis simplex (herring worm), 246 nucleotides long. NCBI's taxonomy places the organism in Eukaryota, Metazoa, Nematoda, Chromadorea, Rhabditida, Anisakidae. The record is from the annotation of a GenBank genome assembly.
AUGCAACGUCAUCUAUUGAAACCGUUUAUAUUGUCAGCGAGAAAAGCCUCAUCGAAUACACCAGUUAAAUUUGUCGGCCAAACCCCGAAUGGAUUUGUGCACGAUGGUUGGGCUGGGGCGCGUAUGCCAUUCAAUGUUCGCAACAAAUGGCUGUUCUUCACAAAGGCAACACUCUUCUUGGCCACUGGUUUUUGGGCACCAUUUCUAGUUGUUGAAUAUCAACUGCGUAAAGCGAAUCAGUCAUAG